Molecule: messenger RNA, 5178 nt
Organism: Apiotrichum porosum
Lineage: Eukaryota; Fungi; Basidiomycota; Tremellomycetes; Trichosporonales; Trichosporonaceae
Exons: 3
Coding region: 1-5178 (1725 amino acids)
Biological process (GO): regulation of DNA-templated transcription
Cellular component (GO): mRNA cleavage and polyadenylation specificity factor complex
Molecular function (GO): zinc ion binding; sequence-specific DNA binding; RNA binding
Source: RefSeq, a predicted model, not a curated record
AUGGCAGCGCGCGUCUCCGGGCGCUUUGCGCCAGCGCCACCACCUUUCGUCGACCUGCCUGCAUUGCACCGGCCCCAAGUCGUGGAUGCUGAAGGCUACGAGCUGUCCGACGAGCAGCUCGCUCAGCUCGCAUCCGCCGUUGCCGACCCUGACGCGCCAUCCGGCAGCGUGCCAAUCGAGGUCGAAGCUCCUGUUGAGGUUGAGGAUGAACCUGAGGACGAGGCGAUGGAGGUUGAUGACGAAGAGGGUGGCGAGGAGCAGGAGCAGGGCGAGCAUGACGCUGAGGAUGGCGAGGGGGGCGAGGAGGGCGUCGAGGAAAGCGCGUCGGCACCGACAUUAGAACUCGACCAGCCAGAGCCUGUUGAGGGCAAGACACCGCUCUUGAGUCUUUCAGACAGUCUCGUCCUGCAAUAUACCUUCCUCCAGACCCGUCACCACCACCUUCACCACCUGCUUCCUCACAUCUUCAGUCAUCCGCCUGUACCAGCACACAACAGGCCGCGACUGCGCCCACCUCCUAAGAACACUUUCAUCUUCCCAACUCCAUCUGCUCCUCAGCAGCCACUGCCAAGCAGAGAGUACCAUGCUCCUCCGAAGAAGGACGACCAGGAGAAGAAGGGCAAAGGCAAGGAGAAGGCCAAGGAGGCCGGCGAAGGUGAUGCCCCUGGGCCUUCUGGUACUCCUGGUGCUGAAGACAAGACUAGAGAGGACGACAAGGAGGGCGCCGACAAGACGGACAAGCUUGAGGCCAAGACCGAAGGCGAAGCUGAGGACAAGGACAAGCCCGCGAAGCGUGUCUACAAACGCAAGGUCAAGGUCCUCGAAGGUGUGCAGCCUCCGGCUCACGAGAUCGAGUGCAUUGCUCGCGUGACGCUCCAAGUAGGCCCCAUGACGUUCCCCAACACCGAGCUGUGGAUUGGCCGCUUCGUUGAGCCACGAUCCGGCAGUGGAGGUACAGUUCGCGGUGGGCGUCCCAAGGAUCCGGCCGAACCCAAACCGCCCAAACCACCCAAGCUGCCCAAACCGCCGAAGCCGCCAAAGGAGAAACGCGUCCGCGCUCCACGUCCAAGUGAUGGGCCAACACCGAAGCGUCAGCGCGCUGAGCGUCCUCCGACCACGCAAACGACCGUGCCAGUGCGCCCGCCGCCAGUGCCGCCGACUGCGCCUGGAACUGCUCAACCCCGCCCUCCGGCGCCAACGCCGUCACAACCUGUACCCACCACCGCGUCUGGCGUUCCCCGCUACGCGUCCAGGAGCGACAUCCCGCAAACUCUCAUCCAGCGCGUCAACGCUGCUGCGAGUCAGUACCCGUGGCUGUCGAUUCUGAUCCACAAGGCUGCACGCAGCGUUGCCAACAAGGACGAGUUGGCCAAGCUGGGUCGUGUUGUCGCGCGUCUCGGACGCGGUGAGGGUGUGGGCGAGGGCCCUGACCUUCCUGGUUUGCCCAAUGGUCCUACUACAGCAGGUCUCAUGGGUCCGAUUCCUGGCGUUCGGCCACCAGCUCCAGCUGCUGGGCCUUCCGCAGGUCCAUCUACUGUGCGGCCACCCGUGGCUGGUCCAUCCACUGUCCCUGUUGGUCCACCACGCCCACCAGUGACCGGCCCCGCAGCUGCUGCUCCUGCCACAGCUCGUCCUCCUGUGCGUCCUCCUGGGUCUGUGCGUCCUCCUGCUCCUGUGCGUCCUCCUGCUCCUGCGACGACGACUCCCACCGCUACCGGAACACCUGUCCGCCCACCUGCUCCUGCGGCUGUGGCGACCACGACCCCAGCUCGGCCACCAGUUCAGCCCACCCAAACCACUGUUCGUCCCCCAGCACCAGCUCCGGUGGCUAGUGCCGGUCCUGCUGCCCCUGCUGCCCCUGCUGCCCCACCUGCCACAACCACUCCCACCACAGUCCCAGCUGCUGCUACGACGGCAUCAUCCCCCACAGCAGUGCCGGCUCCUUCGGCUCCGGCACCCACACCUGUGGCGGCACCUCCUGCAGAGGCCGUGGAAUCGGACCUCUCUGAACUGUCUGACUCUGACGACGACGUCGACAUGACGGGUCGGCCCCAAGUUGGAGGUGGACCGAUCCCAGACGAGCCAGGAAACAAUGUGGAGGACGGCGUCGAGGAUAACGUCGAGGUCAAGGACAAGGAAGACGUUGAGGACAAGGGCAAGGCUGAGGACAAGCCUGGGACUGCUACACCCAUAACUGCGCCUGCUCCGCCCACGAGUACCGUCACAGAGCAGGAGCCUGUUCCUCUGGUGCCAACUUCUGUCCCAGCUCCUGCUGCUCCUACUGAGAGCAGCGCACCAUCAGCGGCGACUCCGGCAGUUGUAACCACUGCAGCUCCUAUUCCAGCUCCAGCGGCGACCGCUCCCAAUCCAGCUCCUGUGUCUUGCACUCCUGCAGCAGCCCCGGUGCCCAUCUCCGGUGCCCCUGUCUCUGCCACCACCACUCCAGUUACACCAGGCGCUCAACGAACACCUGCACAAGUACAGCCUACCGCUGUUGCUAGGAGUGCCGCGCCGGCGCCCAGCCAGGCUCCUCCCGUUUCUGCUACGCCCACUCCGGUCACACCAGGUGUCCAAGCACCUGCACCAACUCAACCCACUGCUGUUUCUGGUGGUGCCAUCCGUCCACCAGUCCCGACGCCUGUAGCCACCGGAGCUGUUCGUCCUCCAGGAGCCCCUGCCUCUGUUGGAGCCCAGCCUAUGGCUUCCCCGGCUCCGCCGCCAGGGCUUCCUGCUGGUCACUCCCAUCCAACAGCCACAGCGUCUGCCGCUACACCCGCCCGCCCGUUCAGUGCACCCAUUAUGGUCCCUGUAACACCCCCACGUCCUACCUACCCUCUGCCUCCUGCCUUCCUUCUUGUGGCAUUCAAAGAAGCGCCGACAGAGAAGUUCCUGCUUCCUCUCGGCGCCAACUCGUACGUUUCACGCAUUGGUGGCGACUACGUUACAAGCCCGAGGCCACCUCCUACCCCGCCACUAGCCGUUGUUGCACCCCCUCCCCCACCACCACCCGUGGAGGUCAAGGAGGAGCCGGUCGUCACGGGAAAGAGGACUACUCGUGGCGCCAUUGCAAAGGCUGCUCCCCCACCCGAGCCAGAACCCAAGCCUGUGCCCAAGGAGCCUACCCCGCCGCCGCCUCCUCCACCAAAGAAGGACCCGUUCGAGGGCCUUCCUGUUGUGCCAGGUAUGAACCCUGCGGCGGGUACCGUUCUUCUUUCCACCUUCCUACCGACAACAGCCUAUGAAAAGCCCCAAUGGGAAGCCCUCACCAAGCGCUUGCCCUUUGACAACCCCGACUUUGCUGCCAAACUCACAGCCCCACCGGUCAAGUCCGAGCCAGAGACUUCUCCAUCCAAGGGCGGCAAGGGAGGUGCCCCUCUCUCGCCCAAACGUUCACUGCGCCAACAGCUCCGCCACGAGCACGAGCACGACCCUGCGCAGCUCCCUCCGCGGGAGGGCCUGCUCAACCUGGCUGCCGAGCCGUUCCUCCCCGCUGAGGGAUCUCUGGAGCCCAUCACGAUCCGUAUUGUGGGACUCAACGACGGUCUUUGGCGUCGCGUCAAGUUUGUGAUUGACGAGGUGGAAAGGGUGGAGCUUGAAUCGCUUGCCAAAGCAGAGCCAGAGCUGAGCCCGCCGCCCGCUAUACCUGCCCCUACAGCUGUGGCUGCUCCUUCCCCGUCGGUUCCAGUUGCGGCCGUGAAUGUCGCCGCUACAUCAUCUUUGACCGCACCUGUUGGCCCGGCCACGGGCACUCCUGCUGCGGAGAUUGGAGGUGCCCCUGCUGUCACCGUAAACCCCCCUGGUGGUGCUGCCCCCCCAUCUGCAGCCGCCCCCCAGGCGUUGCCUGCACCCGCACCCCCAACCUCUGGCACGCCAGCUCCUGCGAUCCCGGCCACUCCUGCCACAGCGAACCCCACGGUCGCCACACCAGCACCUGCUAUUCAAGCAUCUGCUACCCAAGCGCCUGCUGCCGCAGCGCCUGCAACCCCAGCACCUGCAGCGAUAGCAGCCGCUACCCCAGCACCCGCUACCCCAGCACCCGCUACCGCAGCACCCGCUACCGAAGCACCCGCUACCCCAGCACCCGCUAUCCCAGCACUCGCUACCCCAGCACCCGCUAUUCCAGCAUCCGCUACCCCAGCACCGGCUACCCCAGUGCCCGCUACCCCAGCACCCGCUACCCCAGCACCCAUCGUUCCUCCAGUUCUUGCGCCCAAGGUUCGCGAGACAUGGGUCGAUCGCAAAAAGGCUCGCUUUCAAGCACUUCUCUCGCGCGUCGGCGAGCGCCUCUUCCCCCGCCUCCGUGUCGAGGGCCCAGCCAACCCGAUCCUCGUAGAGGCUACUUCCGACAAGUGGGCUCCUCGCCCAUACCACAUGACCACGCGGCCGCUGUACGCCCGCAUGUCACCAGAAGCUGAAGGUGGCGAGGAGGGCGAGGGCACCUAUUCGCGUCAACUCACACCACCGCCCGACUUCGACAAGCACUUGCGCAAGGGCAAAAAGGCCGAGGAGCCCACCGUCACGUUCGAGAUGCCCGUGUCGCUCGACGCCCUCGAUGAGCGUGUCGAGGCUGGUGCGGCGCGCAGUUUUGGUCGUGGACGCGGACGCGGUGGGCGUGGCGGACGCGGUGGCAGCAUUAUCCGCAAGAACAGGCGCGGCACGGCCGGCGCUAUCUGCGAAGGAUGCGCCAAGCCCGGUCUCAAGGUCUGGCGCCGUGGUCCGAACGGACGGAGUACGCUGUGUAACGCGUGCGGCGACAAGUUCCUUGCCGGUACACUGGGUGAGCUCCUCGCCCCUGGGGCAGCCAGCAAGGGUACGCCUGCAGACGACGAGGAUGAGGAUGAGGGCGAUGGGGAUGUGGACGUCAAGAUGGAGCCCGAGGAGACGUCGGGCAAGGACAAGGAGAAGCAGGGAGACGAGGACAAGGACGGAGCCAACACGGGCGAAGGUGCCAAUGACAAGGAGGGCAGCAAGGAGGUUGACGAGGUUGCCAUGGCCAACGAGGAAGUUGCUACGGACGCCUCACCUGUCGCUGUGGCCUCGCCCAAGACCGCCGAGACUCCAGCUGCCACCGACAAGACCCCAGUUGCUGUUGCCACCUCUCCACCAAGUGCGACUACCAAUCUCGCCGCCGAAGACGCCAAAGCGGACACGGACGACAAGAUGGACGUCGACCCUUAG